Monoraphidium neglectum is the source of this 441-nucleotide messenger RNA. RefSeq lists its product as hypothetical. The coding region runs from base 1 to 441 and encodes 146 amino acids. NCBI's taxonomy places the organism in Eukaryota, Viridiplantae, Chlorophyta, Chlorophyceae, Sphaeropleales, Selenastraceae. The record is from RefSeq and is a predicted model, not a curated record. The transcript is spliced from 5 exons.
AUGAAGGCGACCGUGCUCUUCGUUGGCCUGCUGGUGCUGAGCACCGUGGCGCUGUCGGACGCCCAGGGCGGUGGCGGCGGCGGUGCCGCCGCCGCGGCCCCUGCCAACGCUGCCCCGGCCACGGGCGAUGCCCCCGCGGCCAAGAAGGCCCCGGCACCCAAGUGCGAGUGCCCCCUGCCUGCGGGCGGCGGCGGCUACUUUGGCCGCGGUCAGGACUUGGUCAAGGCCGGCUGUGACUGCCAGAACGCCUGCGAGUUCAGGCCGUCGCCGGCUGGCCCCAAGCCCUCAUGCGCCACGGUGUGCAAGUGCUCCAACAACGUCAAUGUGCAGACUUUCAACCAGAACAGGGGCCCCCUCAUCCUGCAGCCCGGCCGCCAGAGUGUCCCAUGGCUUCUUGGCCGCAAGCUCAAGACUGGCGACAAGGUUUACGUCGAGCUCUAA